Molecule: messenger RNA, 3055 nt
Organism: Hylaeus anthracinus
Lineage: Eukaryota; Metazoa; Arthropoda; Insecta; Hymenoptera; Colletidae
Product: glutamate receptor ionotropic, delta-1-like
Exons: 8
Coding region: 824-2857 (677 amino acids)
Cellular component (GO): membrane
Molecular function (GO): glutamate-gated receptor activity
Source: RefSeq, a predicted model, not a curated record
AUCGAUGGUCGUUUUUUCAUGUAUAAUUCUUCAAAGAUUUCGAAUUUUGCGAGUAGACCGAGGAACGAUUUUUAUUCCGAUUCAUCGCAUCGGAGCAAUCAUUUGAUAUGUAUGUAUGUACAUAUGGUACAAUCAGUUGAGAUAUUUCGUUUUAACGUUCAAAUGCGAGUAAUUGAAAGUUUGCAUAAUAAAGAAAAGCAUCAACAAGAAGACUAUACGUAUGUGCAUUGUACAAUUAAUGUAUACUUGGAAUCUUGAAACGUAUAUCUUUACUUGUAAAUUGUUCCUUUUUCUCUUAUAUUCGUAGACGAACAGACUGCAAAAAUGUACCGUAAGAAUGUUUGAUAAAUAAUCGACGUUAUGCCCAUUUGCCAAUAUGAAUACGUGCACUGACACGCGCGCGCGCGCGCACACACACACACACGCGCGCGCGCGCGUAAUUACAGUUGUAUCGGCGUUGAUCUUAUUGCAAUUUGUACGUAAUGUAGCUCAUACGAUUUCGUAGACAAUAUCUAAUGUACGAAAUUAUAUAUCGUUCGUCCCUGUAGAUCCACAGAUUCAGAUAAAUUGAAACGCGGUUGUGUGACGGUUGGUUGGCUGCAUUUUAGUUUAGUCGGUUAACGGUUAGAGGCGAUCGAACAUCGUCAAAGAAAAAAAUGAUUUUUACGGGUUUAACGUAACAUACCGUCCACACGUAAAUUUUGUCGAAGCUAGUCGAAUGACUCGAAUCAAUCGAUAACCCAUUCCGAAAAUUGAAUCGUUAACAAAGUAAUCCUGUGAAAUAAUUACAGUGAUCAGAUUUGAACGAUAUUUAAGUAACGAGAUGUCGCGGUUCAUUUGCUACACUACCAUUGCGUUAUCAUUCUUGUUUGCUUCAACGUGCCCGAUAGAAGUAAAUGACAUUUAUAAUUACAUAUUACUAAUCACGGAUGUUUACAAUUAUUAUCGAACAACUUGCAUCAUAAUCGUGCGUUCCGAAAGUUGUACCAGUUUCAACGAAACGACUCUGACGCAAAUAUGGUUUCGUUCGUUCUCCCGCAGAGGCAUCUUGACCAUGAUCGUAAGCUUUUCCAAUUUGUCGCGCGAGACUAAGAAAUAUCAAAACUACAUCGUACGUCCUCUGUAUGUGGUCCUCCUCACUACAAACGAGACGAUGAAUCAAUUCGCAUUGGCUACCAAACAUAUCGAUAUCUCUUUUCCCGUGUGGUUCGUCAUGUUCCUACCUUACCGGGAGAAUCCUAUGAAGAGUUUCUGUCGUGAUCCGGCCGGGACCGGGACCAUGAGCGAGAAAGAGAAAUGGAAUGGGAAAGGGAAAGGGAAAGGAAAAGGAAAAGGAAAAGGAAAAGGAAAAGGAAAUGGAAAAGGAAAAGGAAAAGGGAAUCCGUUUAAUUUGGCGUUCGAUACCGAAAUGUUGGUGCUCUGUUACGACAUGCCAAUUCUAACGGAAUGGUACGCGUUGCGCGAUAAUCUUACCAAAGUCUUUAAUCUGGCCGUAUGGAAACCUGGCGGGGAAUUCAAUUUGAGAACGAAUAGCAGCCUGUACGCUAGGAGGAGCAACAUGCACGGUGAAGUUAUGCGUAUAGCCUACGUCAAGGUAUCCCCGUUCAUCGCAAUGAAAGACGGAGCUCUUACGCAGUUUCUUGGCGGUGUGAUGCACGAGUUAAGCAAGUCGAUGAACUUUACAAUCAAAGUGACCAGUACUUCGGAAGUGUACGGUAAUUGGAACGAAGAGAAGAAAAGCUGGACCGGUGUGAUAGGCGAAGUAGUGUCACGAAUGGUCGAUUUCGGCAUCGCAGAGUUCAGCAUAAGCAACGCUAGACUGGAUGCAGUCGACUUUACGUUACCAUUGAUCUUAUCACGUAACAAAGUGUACUUUCAAAAACCAGAUGCCUCUUCCGUCCAGUGGUCUGCCUAUUUCAAGACGUUCAAAAUGGAUAUUUGGACAGCGAUAAUAUGUACAAUCGUAUCCGUCCCAAUUCUUUUAACGUUUAUAAAGACGAGAGGUCGAAUCGUCCCGAACAUUAUCGUGGACAAUUACAUAAACGUUUGGGGGAUUUUUUGUCAGCAGGGCGUCUCAGAGUUUCCAGAGGAGACCUCGUCGAGAUUGGCUCUUCUCUCAAUCUUUCUGACAGCAUUGGUUAUCCUGUCUGCCUAUUCCGCUUCGUUGAUCAGUUUUCUGACUCUCUCCAUGGUCAGUCUGCCGUUCUCUACUCUCGAGGAAUUCGCACGUCACGGCUCGUACAAGUUGAUCGUGUUCAAAAACAGCGCCGAUUACGACAUGAUAGUUUCUGCCAACGACACCAUGUCGUCGAGUUUGAAGAGGUUGUUGAAGAAGAAACAGGACCUACCUCUGACAGUGUUGGAUGCCUUUCAACAGGUUUGUUCGGAAAAAGUGGGAUUCUACGUAACAGAAGCGAUACAGAACACCAUGGAUCGUGUGCCUUGCGAAGUUGCCUACAUAGAAGCCGACAAGAUCGACAGUUUGGCACUGGUCUUGAAUAAAGGCAGCCCUUAUACAGGAUUAGUAAAUUAUCAGUUGCAACGGUUCAAAGAUAACGGAGUACUGAACAAGCUGAGAAAAACGUUUCUCAUAGUAACCACUUGUCGCGAGACCGGAUAUCCCGUGGUUACAUUGGGUGGCGUUGCGCCUAUCUUAGCUGUGCUGGCUGGUGGAAUGAUUUUAGGGUGCAUUAUAUUGGCACUGGAAAAGAUGUAUUACUACAGUUGGGACCAUAAUCGCGAAGAAACUGUAGAAUUUAUUCGAAUAUCGGACGAGAUGAGACGGCUCGAACGAAAUUUCUCCAAUAGUCGAACAGAACCGAACAGAAGAAUAGAAGAACAGAGAAAGAAAGAGUGAAACGAGUCGAAAAUCUCCCUUUAUAGAGUUAUACGUUACACUAUACUCGUACGUACUUGUCGUUAUCAUAUAAUUGUAUGUAUUAUAUAUUAUGCAUAUCGAUGAUGUAGGUAUCGAUCAUCAAAUUGCAGUCGUUUGAUAUUAUGUAUGUAAAUGCUCAACUACCUUUUCAAAACUUAUCGGAACUCGAGAAUUAGG